CAAUUGUCAAGCGUCUGGCAUCUUCAAGCAUUUCAAGCGAUCAGUCCUUACAGUUCCUUAACGAUCCUCGGCAAUUGAAAUCAUGUCCUACCAUUCACCCCAACCCUCCCAAUCAUUCUACCAAUCCACACCUCCCCCACCACCUCCCAAGCCCUCAGCGCAUUCAAGCGGCCACGCAACUCCAUCCAACAACGGUCCUCCGCUCCCACCAGCCCCACCACAGUCCUACAAAGACAAUAAUCAAGCAACCUCAUUUCAUCCGUCCUUCCAAAACCCACAAGAAACAGACCAACCGCCCAUUCAGCCGCCAGAAGAUGGUUGGCUGCCGAAUGUUUUAAAAGACAAGACGACCGUAGACCUCCACCACGUGCUGCAAACCCCCGAUCUCCAGAGCGCCCUCAUCCACAACCCCGACACCGCCCAUCCGUCGAUCCCCGCAUCCACCACGCCAAUCCAGAACUUACUCGCGCAGAACAUCGCGCUCGCGAAGAGCUUAAAGCAGCUCGAGGCGCAUCUCCAACACCAGAGAGAUAGCACGCAGUCGCGACUGCUGUCACUGAGAGCUUUAGAGCGGCAGUGGAGAGCGAAGCAGGCAGAGCAAGAUGCGGCGUUGAGGGAGUUCAGCCCCCCGGCAUUAUACCAACGCCUCAGUGCUGCCGUUGGCGAGCAGGAGGCAUUGUGUCGGGGACUCGAAGAGAGCUUCCUCGAGGGCGACAAUAUCGGCGGGACCGAUACGGUUGCAAGCGAGCGAGAAGUCACCGAGUUCGUCCGUAGGCUUCGAGAAGGUCGGAAGGUAUCCUACCUACGCGCAGAGCGUAAAGAUAGAUGGGAUCAGGGAAGAGUCGGCGGCUGGCGAUAGGAUAG
Messenger RNA from Aaosphaeria arxii CBS 175.79, 864 nucleotides. RefSeq lists its product as uncharacterized. The record is from RefSeq and is a predicted model, not a curated record. NCBI's taxonomy places the organism in Eukaryota, Fungi, Ascomycota, Dothideomycetes, Pleosporales. Gene Ontology annotation, biological process: protein targeting to membrane; protein targeting to vacuole; ubiquitin-dependent protein catabolic process via the multivesicular body sorting pathway. Bases 83 to 859 code for a protein of 258 amino acids. The transcript is spliced from 2 exons. Gene Ontology annotation, cellular component: ESCRT I complex.